CCGUAGUUUACAUGCAUUUGUUUGCCAAAGGACGAAAGAUGACAGAAGUCAAGACUUCGAAAAACUGGCGUUCGGGCCUUAGUGUUGCUGAUUGUAACAGAUACAUGCUUGAAAACGAGAUCCAUUGUGACGUCUUAUUUAGAGUGGGAAAAGAAGAAAAGCUUGUACGCGCACAUAAGUAUGUUCUAGCGAGCAGAAGUCCCGUGUUUGACGCCAUGUUGUAUGGUGAUCUGGCGGAAGCUAACGAAAUUAAAAUUCCUGACAUUGAACCACCUUCGUUUGAUGUUCUUCUCAGGUUUGUGUAUUGUGGCGAAGUAGAGGUAAAUAAAGAAACUGCCAUCGGGGCGCUCUACGCUGCUGAGAAAUACGAUAUUAAGGCGUUGAAAAAAGCGACGAUAUCAUACUUAAAAAAGAACAUAACAACGGAGACUAUAAGUAAGGACACCUUAAUGGAAAUUUUAUCCUCAGACAACCUAGAUAUUGAGGAGUUGAAGGUUUAUCAUUUUCUAAUAAGUUGGGGUGAAGGUCAGUGUGAGGUCAAAGGUUAUGAGAAGUCGGAUGAAAAUAUCAGAAAUCAGAUAGGAGACGCAGUGUAUCGAGUCCGUUUUCAAUACAUGGAUCUAGAUACUUUUGUUAAAAACGUCUGCAAACGCAAUAUACUAACUUCGAAAGACAAAUUAAUAUUGCAGCAAGUGAUUGUUGGUAACCUGGAGAAAGAAAGCACCAAAUUCAAUCUCGGAAAGCGGAAACCUGCACUGAAGACCUAUAACGUUAUACGUAGAAGUAGCCCCCUUAAAGGUUCGUAUUCCGAUUAUAAAGGACGUCGUCAGGAUCGUCAGGCAUUCGUUCCAUGGGGAUUUCACAUGAAGAAGACUUCCUUUCCCUAA
This is a messenger RNA of Saccostrea cuccullata (small rock oyster), 887 nucleotides long. Its product is annotated as BTB/POZ domain-containing protein 6-like. Lineage: Eukaryota; Metazoa; Mollusca; Bivalvia; Ostreida; Ostreidae. Bases 12 to 887 code for a protein of 291 amino acids. Gene Ontology annotation, biological process: neurogenesis. Gene Ontology annotation, cellular component: cytosol. The record is from RefSeq and is a predicted model, not a curated record. The transcript has 4 exons. Gene Ontology annotation, molecular function: protein binding.